GGUGUUGGCUCCUUCAUGGAGCGACAGUUCAACCUCACAGAUCGUGAGGCCGAGCCAGUCACCAAGAAGCAGAAGAUCGACGAAAUCAAUGGCACCAGCCACAACGCAACCUUCAAGGCUGGUAAGGGCGGUGUGAUCGGUCAGUAUCUCAAGGAGCAGCGUGAUCUGGGCGCUCGCGAAGCAGGACCUUCCGCGGCAAUCGACCUUACGGCAGAGGAGGACGAUGAGAUCCAAGUGGUGUCAGUGAAGUCGACCACUCAAGAUCUCAGACGUGAGAUUUGUCUCGGCUCCAUCACCGCCAAAGUUAUGGCACACAAGGUUCCUGCCGCCAACAGAAACCUGAGCAAACACUCCGACAAAUGGCCACCAGCUAAGAUGACCUUACAGCCUCGCGUCGGCCAAGAAAAGACGUACCUCGCGAUGGAUGGCAAGAAUGUUGAAUUCGGCAAGCUCGAUCUUAUCACCGCUACCGCCAUUGCGCCUUUACUCAAAAACGCCAAUCUCAAAGUCCGUCUCGCUCCUCUUUUGAAGGAACGUGACAAGGAUGCCGGCGAACAACCUGGUCAACCUAUCUCGAAGUCCUUGGAUAUCUCUAUCACUCUUUACAGCGCCGCGGAAGCCGCCACCGGAAUCGGUCGACAUCUCAGCCAACGUCAGAUCUUUCUAUACAAGCCACUGGUUAUCCCACACGGCACCGAAGUCCUCAACCCACACGUUCCUAACUAUAACGUCGUGCCCAGAAACAAGGCUUCUGCGGUUGUGACAGCUCAGUCCACCACCAGCUAUCGGGUCCGUACCACCGAGGAGAUCAAAAGUGAUGUUCUUUCCAUGUUUGACAGACUCGGCAAGACCGAGGAACUUCCGGAGGCCGAGGCUGACACCACACUCGUCAAGACGGAGCUGAUGCAGCAUCAGAAGCAGGCCCUCUGGUUUCUAACCAAGCACGAGACACACACUCCGCCCGAAGAGGAUCCGCUCUGGAAGUUUGUGAUUCGCAAAGACGGUUCCAGAGCCUGGUACAAUGUGAUUACUGGCGACGAACUGAAGAAAGUCAGUCCAAUCAUGGGUGGUCUUCUGGCUGACCAGAUGGGUUUGGGCAAAACACUCUCCGUUCUUUCGUUGAUCUGCUCGACGCUUGAAGAUGCCAGAGCAUUCGGCGCUGGUGACUUGGACGAUAACGACCGAAUCAACGAUGUCGAACGCCGGUCUGGCGGUACUUUGCUUCUCUGUCCCAAGUCAGUCAUUUCGAACUGGCAAGAGCAGAUUGGUCAACAUCUCGACAAGUCCAAAGUCAGCUACUACAUGUACCACGGCAGCAAGAGAGAGCAGGAUCUUGACGCCCUGUCACAGUACGAUAUUGUUGUCACAUCUUACAGCACAGCCGCUAGCGAGUUUACGUCUACCUCCAAAAACUUCAGCGCACUCACGGGCCUCGCAUGGUUUCGUAUUGUUCUAGACGAGGCACAUUCCAUCCGCACCCAGAACACCACUACCUUCAAGGCCGCAUGUGCGUUGGUCAGCAAGCGUCGUUGGGCAGUCACUGGUACGCCAGUUCAGAACAAGCUCGAUGACUUUGGUGCUCUCGUAAAAUUCCUCAAGAUCUAUCCCUUUUCCGACAAGGGUAUCUUCGAGAAGCAUUUCAUGGCACCUUUCAAGGCAGGCGAUCCUCAAGUGCUUGAUAACCUUCGACUUCUCGUAUCCAGUAUCACGCUCAGACGUUCAAAAGACAAGAUCGACUUGCCCGACCGAGUUGAGGAAAUCCUUCGUCUCGACUUCUCAUCUGAAGAGCAAGCUCUGUACGAUGCCUUCGCCAAGGACGCCAACAGAAAGGUUCGCGCUAUGACACGCGGAAACGACCGUCUUAGAGGCAGAAGUUACGCUCAUGUUCUGGUCAACAUCACCAGACUGAGAUUGAUCUGCGCACAUGGAAGAGAACUGCUUAGCGAAGACGAUAUGAAGGCGCUUCAAGGUACCUCGUAUGAGACGGCCAUCGAUCUUGGUGAGGAGGGUGAUGCAGAGAACCCACCCAUGACCAAGGAUCAGGUCUACGACACAUUUCAUCUCUUACGCGAGAGCACCAUGGACGUCUGUUCAUGCUGCUCGAAUGGUAUUGGCCAAAUCGAGCCCGCCGGAGCCGACAGUGACAGCUCGGACAGCGAAGACGAGACGGAAGACAUCAUUGGUUACCUGACUCCAUGUCUCCAUUUGGUGUGCCCAGCUUGCGCAGACAGAUACUGGAACGAGCUCAGAAGCACUCAAACUCAAGAUAAUUACGCCACAUGCCCUCAAUGCGAGCAAUACGUCAAGGCCGUCAUGCACCCCAUCAGCCAAAAAGACGUCGACGAAGAUGCCGAAGCCCGUCAAAAGAAAAAGGGCCAAGUCAAGAGCAAGAAGGGCGUCGAAUACGGCGGCCAGCAUACCAAAGUCAAGGCCUUGGUUCAAGACCUCAAGCGCAACAUUGAGGAUUCUCGCUCGCUCGUCGAGAUCGGCGAACCUCCCAUCCGCAGUGUCGUCUUCUCGUCCUGGACUUCGUACCUUGAUCUCAUCGAAAUUGCUCUCAAAGACAGCAACAUCGGUUUCCUGCGCUUGGACGGCAAACUCUCCGUCAGCGCCCGCACCGCCGUCCUCGACCGAUUCAAGUCAGAUGCUUCCAUCACCGUCUGUCUCGUCUCCAUCAAAGCAGGUGGCCAAGGCUUGAACUUCACCGCCGCCAACCACGUCUUCAUGAUGGAACCACAAUUCAACCCUGGCGUUGAACUGCAAGCCGUAGAUCGCGUGCACAGACUCGGUCAAAAGAGAGAUGUGCAUAUCAGAAGAUACAUCAUGGCAAACAGUUUCGAGGAAAAGAUUGUCGAACUCCAGAAGAAGAAGAUUCAGCUUGCCAAUCUUGCU
Molecule: messenger RNA, 2892 nt
Organism: Aureobasidium namibiae CBS 147.97
Lineage: Eukaryota; Fungi; Ascomycota; Dothideomycetes; Dothideales; Saccotheciaceae
Exons: 1
Molecular function (GO): ATP binding; ATP-dependent chromatin remodeler activity
Source: RefSeq, a predicted model, not a curated record